Molecule: messenger RNA, 2241 nt
Organism: Haplochromis burtoni (Burton's mouthbrooder)
Lineage: Eukaryota; Metazoa; Chordata; Actinopteri; Cichliformes; Cichlidae
Exons: 12
Coding region: 87-1511 (474 amino acids)
Source: RefSeq, a predicted model, not a curated record
CUAAUGACAUUUAAUGUAAAAAAGAGUCAGAGCAGUCAGUCAGACUGUUGUAGUCUGUUCUGCACAUUCACAUUGUUCUUUUAAUCAUGGCUGAUCUCCUGCUGCUAGUCGUUCUCAUGUAUUCUUUUAAUGAAAUUAAGGCACAAGAUCUUCGUCCACCUAAACUGACAGUGAGCCCGCUGAUGAUCACAGAGACAGACUCAGUUACGCUGAACUGCCAGAAUCCUCUUCCUAUCUCUGAGUGUUAUUUCAUCAUUUCAGGAUAUAAAAUUGAUAAAACAGCUCCUUGUCUGCAGACUCUGACAGGAUCUAAAUUUCUGUCAUGGACACAUGAAAGUUCACCUGUUACGGUUGAAGUGACCUGUUAUUACCUUUUAGCAUAUAAAUCUCCAAUAAGUAACAUGUCAGCAAUCACCAUACAACCUCCUCGGCCUGAACUGACAGUGAAUCCACGAACGAUCAUAGAAACAGACUCAGUCACAGUGAACUGUCAGACUCCAUCAUCUGUUUCUGUGACUCAGUGUUUUUUGUACUUUGUGAGAGGAAACAAAUCUACGUCCAUCUCCUGUCAGCAGAGACUUAAUGGAACUGAGCUCCUCUCUAUGGCAGAGCAGAGCUCGUCUGGUGAGGUUGAAGUGACAUGUUUUUACAUGACAGAGCGUAAAGGAAGACAAUACCAGUCUCCUCACAGCAACACAUCUUCAAUCAACAUACAAACUACUCGACCUGAACUGACAGUGAAUCCACGGAUGAUCACAGAAACAGACUCAGUCGCACUGAAUUGUCAGGCUCCAUCAUCUUUCUCUGCGACUCAGUGUUUUUUGUACUUUACAAGAAGAAGAAACUCUACACCCAUCUCCUGUCUGCAGAGUUUAAGAGGAACUGAGCUCCUCUCUUUGAUACAGCAGAGUUCACCUGCUGAGGUGGAAGUCACAUGUUUUUACAUGUCACAACAUAAAGGAGAACAAUACCAGUCUCCUCACAGCAACAUAUAUUUCAUCAGUAUACAAACUGAAAAAAACACUUUGACCUCUGCUCCUCCUACUUCUAUAAACUUCACAAGCGACACAGUCACGAGGGACACAACUAUUGUAGACUUUACUUCUACAAAGCUCAGCACUAAAAGGACUACUUCUUCUGUCACUACACCAAGGAUAUCUUCAGUACCUUUUAAACUUCUACCUGUAAUUGCAACUGGUUUUGGUGUAGUCGUGGGCGUCAUCUCACUGGGAAUGGCUCUAGUGUGUGUGAAAAAAAGAAGUGGUGAUUUUUCAAGCACAAGAAAAACUGACAGAAGAGGAUGGAUGUCUCCAGAUGAUACUGAAGCCUUCAAUAUGACCAAUUUAGUCCCUGGUGAUGACCCACCUAAAGGGUCUGAUCAUCUAAACAGAAAAGAGUCUCAAACUGAGAAUUCUUCUGUAUACCACUUGUACUCCACCAUCCCUGAGGAGCCAGAUGAAACACCUACAACGAAAACAGAACUGGCGUACAGCACUCUACAGCCACACUGAAGCAUAUGAAAAAAUACUGAACUGGAAAAAAACAAAAACAAAAGAUAAGACUAUAUGGCCAUUACACACUCAAGCCGUAUAGACAAGGCAGGAGAUGUUUUUCUUUUUUUAUGUAGGAAUCUCACCCGGAUAACUUUUCUACUUCAGCUUUCAAAUUGUAUUAAAGACAACAAUUUUCAAAAGAUUAACAUACCUUUUUUUAUUUUGGUGUCAGCCCAUAGCUUUGUAUUAACAGUGCAAUGUGUUAUUCAAGCAGCAUUUGUGUUUUUCUAACUUUUUUUUCCCCAAGAUUUAUUUUUGUUUUUAUUUUAAUAACAAAAGCUGUUACAGAAUACUCAUGGCACAUAGUAAAUAUCUACAACUCAUUACAAUAUAAUAAGUUAUUGUCACUGCAGAAACAAAAGUGUAUAUUUUUGUAUCCAUGCCAUUCAAGGAUGAUUUCAAGCAUCAGAAAACCAAACACAAAAAAUAAUCACAAUAUUGGUAAUUACGACAAAAAAGAAUAGGUAGGAUUGGAGUAAGACAGUAGAAGUUUUUGUCUUUUGGUUUAAUUCUGUUCAGUAGGUAAGUUUGUUCAAUCCUGAAGUAGUCUCCCUUUUUUUGUUUUGGCAUUAGGUCCACCCUGAGUUGUAAUCACCCAUAUGGAAAAGAACAUUUCAUACAUUGUUUUAGUAAGUAUCCAAAACGUACAAGUUUCAUUAUAUAAUUUUUCAAGGGAUCUUAUAUCUGU